AUGGAGACCACCAAGCUUCUUCUGCUCCGCAUGGGAUGUCGCUAUGAGGUCACGUUCAUGGAGAAGGAGAAGGGUUGGGCCAUGCUGCAGAACGUCAGAGACCAGCUCCAGGGGGUGACACUGCUGGCCAGAGCCAUGCUGCAUUUCGCUUGCCCUGAGGUCACGAGGAUCCUGGAUUUAUUGUUCUCUCUCCUCCACAAAGGCACUGAGAAAUCCACACCCACGGCCAUCGCUUUCUUUGUAGAGGUGGAAGAGGUCAAGGCCCUGUUGCCUUCACUCCUGGGGAGUUUGGAGGAGACCGAAGGCAGCGUGGUCACCGAGGGCCUCAUUGCCAUCCAGAACCUCUUGAAGUUCAUGCACAGGAACGACAUGGUCAUCCUCGCCGAGAAACUGCUUCCUUUGUUCAACAUUGAAGACGCCAAGGCACGCAAUUCUGCCAUCAGCCUCUUUGCCGAGCUGCCCAACGUGGUGAAGAAGAAGGAGAAGUACCUCAUUCAGGAGCAGAUGAGCCAGAGUCUGGUCCCGCUGCUCCUUCAUCUACAAGAUGAGGAGCCUGAGGUGGUGAAGGGAUGCCAGGAAGCCCUCGCCAGGUGCUUCCGGUUUCUGGGGUGGGUACUUCCAAAGAAGAUCACUAGCAAGAAGGCUUGGCACGACCACCCUGACGUUGCAGAGACCCUCUGCCGGCAAAUUUCAUGGAAGGUCAAGACCAUCCCCGCCAUCUUGCUCCAGUGCCUGGACCACCUGCAGGGCCCACAAGUCUCAAUCCGGAGAGCAGCGGCCAUCUUUAUCGGUUGUCUCGCCCAAUGUACAGAACCGGCUGUGAUCAACCAAGAAAGGAAAGACUUGAUAUUUCUCUCUCUCCACAAACUGCGAGAUGACCCUGAUCCUUCCGUGCGCGUGACCGCCUUGCAGGCCACUCGGAUGGUGCAGGAGGCUUGCGGGACCUCGCCCGCCUUACCGAGAGGGCAGACCCCCCUGCCCCAAGGCGGGAGCCAGGACAGGCAGGAGAGUGCCUCCGAAAGAGGGCACGGGGAUAUGCCGGAUCCCGCGCAAACCCACCGAUGGAACCCGGCCUCUCCCGUCUCCCACCGGAUCGUUGCCAGCAGUGCCAAGAAGAGGCCUCCUGGGCUAAUCCGCCAAGCCUGA
This is a messenger RNA of Euleptes europaea (tarantolino), 1146 nucleotides long. Its product is annotated as maestro heat-like repeat-containing protein family member 7. Bases 1 to 1146 code for a protein of 381 amino acids. The record is from RefSeq and is a predicted model, not a curated record. NCBI's taxonomy places the organism in Eukaryota, Metazoa, Chordata, Lepidosauria, Squamata, Sphaerodactylidae. The transcript has 8 exons. Gene Ontology annotation, cellular component: cytoplasm.